CUGUCGCCUCCGACCAUCGGUGAAAAUAUUCAGUCGGAAUUAGAUGACAACACGAAGAAUUCAGAUGAGGCAGAGGAACAUCAUGAAAGUUGUUUGAACAACGCCGAAAAUGACCUUGGCGUUAAUGUGGUGCCGAACAGUCAAAGGGAGGCAACUCCUACAAGCAUGUUAAAGUUUUCCAUCUCAGCGCUGUUGGAUCUACACGAAGGGCCAAAUCGACCAGCUGUCGACACAAGUUCUACUUCAACAGCUGAAACCACCUGCCCUGCCCUACCUAUCAACAAGGAGCGCUACAGUGACAAGAUCUGCGGGAAGGGAAAACGGAACAGGACGACGUUUUCCACGCGGCAGCUGCAGGAGUUGGAGAGGGCGUUCAGGAAGACGCACUACCCCGACAUCUUCACCCGGGAGAAGCUGGCCUCUCGCAUCAAGUUACCCGAGUCCCGAAUACAGGUUUGGUUUCAAAAUCGUCGUGCGAAGUGGAGAAAGAAAGAAAAACAGUGCCAAACGCUGUCUCUAGCCGGUUAUGGAGUUACCUGCCCUUUGUCUUGGCCGACCCAGUCACAGGCUGCCGCUAUACACCUGGGUUUGGAUGGAUUUUAUACUCAAAUGUAUCGGGCAUUUCCGGCGAUACUCGGAUCCACCACUCGCUAUGUCAUGGCGCCAUCAUCAGCGACGCUGUCAUCUCCCAACGUGACACCUACCUCAUCCGGAAUAGGACAAGAACCGUCAGAUCUCGCGAUUGCUCUGGGAAGAAACGACAUAGCCUCGUCGGGUUCAUUUCCGUCAGGAAAAGACUGA
Haliotis rufescens (red abalone) is the source of this 801-nucleotide messenger RNA. RefSeq names its product retinal homeobox protein Rx-B-like. The record is from RefSeq and is a predicted model, not a curated record. Lineage: Eukaryota; Metazoa; Mollusca; Gastropoda; Lepetellida; Haliotidae. Gene Ontology annotation, molecular function: RNA polymerase II transcription regulatory region sequence-specific DNA binding; DNA-binding transcription factor activity, RNA polymerase II-specific. The transcript is spliced from 4 exons. Bases 166 to 801 code for a protein of 211 amino acids. Gene Ontology annotation, biological process: regulation of transcription by RNA polymerase II.